This is a messenger RNA of Sphaerulina musiva SO2202, 1122 nucleotides long. RefSeq lists its product as uncharacterized. Bases 1 to 1122 code for a protein of 373 amino acids. The record is from RefSeq and is a predicted model, not a curated record. NCBI's taxonomy places the organism in Eukaryota, Fungi, Ascomycota, Dothideomycetes, Mycosphaerellales, Mycosphaerellaceae. The transcript has 3 exons.
AUGCCUCCAGAUACACUUCGGUUUGUGCGGCGCGAUGGCGUACGAGGUAAAGAGCUGUUCACGUUCGACGAAGUCGCGGUCGUGAAGAUUGUGGACAGCCAUACUUAUGAUGCGAAUAUCCACGUCGAAUUUAGCCAUGGUCCAUCUGCUCACGGCGGCUUCAUUGUUGCCAUUCUCUGGAAAGUCAUCCAGACUCAUUUCUCCAACACUCUAGCAAAGCAGAACCAGCACAACACCUUCUCGCUCCAUACCGAGUUCCUCCGACCAUGUUCCACGGGUCCCAUCACCAUCAAGAUUCGCGAUGUUCGAAUCGGGAAAGCAACAAGUACAGUACACGCCAGCUUGUCACAGAAAGGUAUUGAAAACGCAGUCUGCUACGCUACAAACUGCGGCCCUCUUGCUGUCCGCAAUACCAUCAGCAUUCCCAUGUCUUAUCAACUUACCCCUCUGCCUCCACCCAUUGAUUUCGCUGCGGUCUUGUCCGGUCAAGACAAAUACUGGAUCCGCUACGACGUGGGACGGGAUCCCAAAACUCCUAACCACGCUCUGUGUAAUGCCAUAUUCGCCAUCGAACGCCAAACCCCCAUCCUUCAAGACAGUAGCAACCCCAUGCACAAAAGAAUCACAACCCAAUGGCUCACCCCCCGCCUGCCCCACGAGACCUGGACGCAACCCAUGUUAGGCCUCGUUAUGGACCAUGCCGUCCCUCCCAUCGAAAACUUCUACACCCAUAACGCCCCUCAUAAUAACCUCAACAUGCCCCUUCGAGCCGUGGAAAACGAAACCCGGGGCCUGAGUAGUUAUGACCAUCCCGCGUGGGCAAGUCCGAGAUAUUAUCCGACGGUCUCGAUGACGAUUGAGGUCAAGAGGCCUUUGGCUCCGGAAGGCGUCAAGUGGUUGAUGUUGCGAUGGCACACGAGGGAAUGUGUCGAUGGGAGAUUUGAUAUUGAAGCGGAGGUGUGGGAUCCUGAAGGGAGACUUGUAGCCACGGCAGUGAGUUUGUGGUAUGUGAUUGAUGUGGCAGAUGCAGGGGUGGGUCAGCAGGGUGGUACAGGUAGCAGCAGGAAGAAAAUUGCGGAAGGAAAGGGAAUUAGGGCGAAAUAUGGCGAUAGUAAAAUUUAG